AGAUGCCUCAAGAAAUAUCCCAGACUGCUCGAUCAGAAUCCCAGUUUCAGAAACCUCCACUGACAGAGAAGUGGAGAAGUCUUCGUAGGGGAGACUAACCAAAGAGGAAAACUUGGACACUUUUUUUUAGGAAAACAGUAAAAGUUUGGGAGAAAGAUUUAACAUGGCAGUUGCCAGCAUGGCCAUGCCUGGCUCCACAGCGGGCCCCACGCUGGGUUUUGAUGACUACAGUCUCUACAGCAAUCUGUCAGAUGAUGAGCUGAUGCAGCUGGCUAUCGAACGCAGCCUCAGUGAGACCCAUGAUGCCUCUGCACCGGGUGAAGCCAGCAACACCACCACAGCUCUAGGAAGAAGAACAGGCCAGUAUAGGGCAAAUCCACCCCCAACCAGACUGAACCCACCAAAUCCACCAAGGCAGGAAUCAAGCCAUAGGCCGCCUACUGCCAAACCAACUGACGCAGAAGAGGACACUAUUGUGAAAGCCAUCCUGAACGGUGAUGUGACUACGUUACGAGCUAUGGCUAAAGACACCGGGAAUAACAUACUGCGUCCUGACAAGUAUGGAUGGAUCCCGCUGCACGAGGCUGCAUAUUAUGGCCAAGACCAGUGUGUCAGGGUUCUUCUUGGAGCUCAACCUGGAAUGAUUAACAAAUGCGACCUGAAAGGCCAGACUGCUCUUAUCUUGGCGGUGGGCAGGGAAAGGGUGGCCUGUGUAGAGGCGCUUCUGGAGAAAGGGGCAGACCCAGAACUCGCCACAAAGGAGAGAGAGACCCCCCUCUACAAAGCUUGUGAAAAGGAGAAUGCUGAGAUUGUGGCCAUGCUUCUGAAUCACGGUGCUGUGGUGAACAAACACUGCAUCCAGGGCUGGACGGCUCUCCAGGAGGCUGUGAGCCGCAACAGUGUGGAGAUAUGUGAGAUGUUGCUCAAGGCCGGGGCUAAGCUCAGCCCAACCAACAUGUACGGUAUCACGCCCCUGUUUACUGCAGCCCAGAGUGGAUGCGUGGAAACACUUCGAUUUCUCAUUAAACACGGUGCUGAUAUCAACAGCGAGGCCAGCGAUGGGGCCACAGCUCUGUAUGAGGCGGCUAAGAAUGGCCAUGAAGACAUUGUGAAGCUUCUUCUUUCUCAGAAUGCUGAUGCCAACAAAGCGGGCAAGAAAGGACUUCUGCCACUACAUAUCGCUGCCCAACGAGGAACUGAUGGUAUCGUGUCAUUGCUGAUCAAAGCCACCAGCAAGUCCAGAGUGAAUCGCAGUGGCAUCAGUCCCCUCCAUCUUGCCGCCGAGUGCAACAGGGAUGAAGUCCUGGAGGUCCUAAUCGAGGCCGGCUACGAUGUCAAUGCCAUGCUGUCAGCGGACCGCUCCAAGAUGUACGAGGAUCAUCGCAGCACAAUUCUAUACUUUGCCGUCGCCAAUGGCAAUGUGGAAGCGACCACCAUGCUUCUAGAAGCCGGUGCCAAACCCAACCUAGACACCUUCAACACGCUACUGGUGGCCGUGAGGCAGGGUAGUAUCGAAUUGGUCACUUUGCUGGUGGAGCAUGGGGCCAACGUUAACGCCUACGUCCUGACUCACCCCACCUCAUUCCCGGCCACUGUCAUGUUCAGUAUGAAGUACCUGUCCAUGCUGAAGUAUUUGAUGGACAAUGGCUGUGAUGCCCACUCCUGUUUUAGCUGCACUUACGGCAGUGGUCCACAUCCACCCAUUCAAGAGACAUCUGAGAGGGAUGACUUGCGCUACAAUAACGAUACACGCAGGAAUACUGGGAAAGCUGUUCAGUUCUGUGAGAUAAUCUCAACUCAGGCAAUAAACCGCUGGGCAGGACCCAUCAUAGACGUACUCCUGGAUUAUGUUGGCCAUGUGAAACUCUGCUCCAGACUUACUGAACACCUAAAUAGCUUUGGGGACUGGGAAGCCAUCAAGGAGAAAGCAACUCCCCCGCGUCCACUGAUGCAGCUGUGUAGGCUGAAGAUCCGGCAGCAGGUUGGACUCCACAGACUGAGGUGCAUCAACAAACUGCCCCUCCCACCAAGAGUAAUCAAGUACCUUAACCACGAAGAGCGCAAACAAGAAGAGUUUUGUGCAUUCUAGAGAGUGACAUCAUAGUCAAAACAAGAGAUGACACAGGGAAUGCCGCACAAAAUUGAUUGACAUAAUCAGUGUUUAUGGUGUGAAUAUUUUUACUGAUAUUUGAGCAGUAAUGUAGAGUACAGUUACAUUUCACAAUUAAACUUUAAGAUCAGACUUAUAUAGUAAUUUAAUAAGCUCACCCGACAGGUAGACUUACCAAAGUUGGUAGCAUUUUAUUUGACUGUUGUAGACAUUUCUAGGUACUUUCUAGUAAUUACUUUUAUUUAAAUUACUAGGUAUUCACAAGUACAUGGUAAAAUGGUAAUUAUAGUAAUAUCAUAUUAAUUACUUGUUUGUUUCAGUGAGACCAACUUAAGCAACAUUUUUAAACAAAUAUUGAAAUGGGUUUGUGUCAAGUUUAGAAAAUGUACAUGUUUAAGUGUACAGUAAUUUUGGGGCGUUAUAGGACCCUGUAAGGCAAGCUUUUAUGAAUUUGUGAUAUUUUUUUUGCAUAAGUUCAACCUUAGUUGAGACUUCAUGAUAUUGUUAUUGAGAAUAGUCUAUUCAAUUUCUCAAUGAAAUAUAAAAAUGAAAUAAAUACACAAAUGGAUUUUUGUCAAGGUUUGGAAAGCUGCCUAUUUGAUUGCACAGUAUUUUUGGGGAAACAUUUUACUCUUUUAGGCUACCUUCUAUGUACAGCUGAAGUCAGAAGUAUACAUACACCUUAGCCAAAUACAUUUAAACUCAGUUUUUCACAAUUACGGAAAUUUAAUCCUAAUUAACAUUCCCUGUCUUAGGUCAGUUAGGAUCACCACUU
Molecule: messenger RNA, 2885 nt
Organism: Oncorhynchus gorbuscha (pink salmon)
Lineage: Eukaryota; Metazoa; Chordata; Actinopteri; Salmoniformes; Salmonidae
Gene: asb2a.1
Product: ankyrin repeat and SOCS box containing 2a, tandem duplicate 1
Exons: 9
Coding region: 164-2089 (641 amino acids)
Biological process (GO): intracellular signal transduction
Molecular function (GO): protein binding
Source: RefSeq, a predicted model, not a curated record